GGUCGGUUCGGUGACUAUGGUCGCCGCUUUGUUCCCGAAACGUUAAUGGCUGCGCUGGACCAGCUGUCUGAGGAAUAUGAACGGGCCAAGAAAGAUCCCGAUUUCGAGGCACAGCUUGAUCACCUGCUGCGAACCUAUGUUGGUCGGGCCAGCCCACUUUAUUUCGCUGAACGGCUCACGGAGCAUUGUGGUGGUGCCCGCAUCUAUUUCAAAAGAGAGGAUCUGAACCACACCGGCGCACACAAAAUCAAUAACACCAUCGGUCAGGCCUUGCUUACCUUGCGGAUGGGUAAGCAGCGAGUGAUUGCCGAAACUGGAGCCGGUCAACAUGGUGUCGCGACGGCGACUGCCUGUGCUCGCUUCGGUCUCGAUUGCAUUGUCUACAUGGGUGAAGAGGACAUCCGGCGGCAGAAGUUGAAUGUCUUUCUCAUGCGGAACAUGGGAGCUGAAGUUCGCGGAGUCAGUUCGGGAUCCAAGACGCUCCGGGAUGCCAUUAACGAGGCGAUGCGUGACUGGAUGGGAUCUGUUGAAUCGACACACUACAUCCUCGGUUCGGUCGUUGGUCCUCAUCCAUUUCCAAUGAUCGUACGUGACUUUCAGUCGGUCAUCGGCAAAGAGACUCGUGAGCAAUGCCUGGAAUCGCUGGAUCGUCUGCCAGAUGAAGUCAUUGCCUGUGUCGGAGGAGGUUCCAACGCUGCUGGAAUGUUCUAUCCUUUCAUUGAAGAUUACGAUGUGAAGUUGACAGGUGUGGAAGCGGGAGGUCGAGGCAACAACCCUGGAGAUCAUGCCAGCCCGCUGACUUAUGGUUCUCCCGGUAUCCUGCAUGGAAGUUACAGCUACGUCAUGCAAAAUGCGGAUGGACAGACCGAAGAUGUCCAUUCCAUCUCAGCUGGUCUGGAUUACCCGGGUGUCGGUCCCGAGCACAGCUACUGGAAAGAUACAAAGCGGGUCGAUUACACCGUUGCCAAUGAUGAUGAAGCUCUGGCGACUUUCCAACUUGUCGCAAAGAUGGAAGGGAUCAUUCCGGCAGUCGAAAGUUCACACGCAGUUGCUCAUGCCAUGAAGGCGACGCAGGAUGUCAUCAAAGCACUGGCUCAGGCAAAUGUCGAUCUGAUUGAGAUUGGCUUCCCGUACAGCGAUCCCAUUGCGGAUGGUCCCGUGAUUCAGGCCUCUUACACGCGAGCCCUCGAUGCGAAAGUCACCGUGCCUGGUAUUUUUUCUGCCAUCGCUGAACUGAAUGAAGAAGACCUGCCGCCACUCAUCGCGAUGGUCAGCUACGCGAUUAUUUUCCGAACAGGAUUGGAGCAGUUCCUCGAUCAUUGUUCGCAAUCAGGAAUAUCUGGAUUGAUCAUCCCCGACCUGCCUGGUGCUGAAGCUGAAGAGGUUUUCGGGAAGGUCCGUGCAGCGGGACUCGAUCUGAUCCAACUCGUCGCUCCUACAACACCACGUGAGAGAGUCAAAGAGAUCAUUAAAUGCUGCUCAGGUUUCGUCUACUGUAUUGCAGUUGCAGGAACCACCGGCGAGAGGCAGCAUGUCGCAGAUGCCUUACUUAAGCAACUUCGGUGGUUGAAGGAAGAGACUGACCUGCCAUUGGCCGUCGGCUUUGGUAUCAGCAAACCGGAGCACGUAGCCCCUCUGCGGGGGCUGGCCAAUGGUGUCAUCGUCGGCUCGGCAAUUGUCCGCGAAUUUCAGAAGGUCGCUGACAAAGAGAUCGAUCGAGGGCA
Durusdinium trenchii is the source of this 1724-nucleotide messenger RNA. NCBI's taxonomy places the organism in Eukaryota, Dinophyceae, Suessiales, Symbiodiniaceae. The record is from the annotation of a GenBank genome assembly.